AGUACUCUAAUUAUCUCAGUUAAUUCACAACAAGUGCCUUGUCUAUGACCACCUUCUGAUUUUAAAGUAACAAUUUCUAUAAAAAAAAAGAAUAAAUAAACAGCUAAAUCUGGGGGUACUUGAUUAAAGUUGAUAGUAUUGGGGCUAAAUCUGAAAACAACUAAAAUACAUGGGCCAUAUCCAUAAAAGACGAAACGAGACUUUUCUUAUUGUCUACGUCCUCUAUAAAAGCAACCUUUAAGCUAAAACCCAAACAAGAAGCAGAACCCAAGAAACGUGAGAAAGUUGGAGAAGACCAAAAAGAAGAAGAAGAAGAAGAAGAAGAAAAAGAAGAAAAUGAAAUUGGUUUGGUCUCCUGAAACAGCAUCAAAGGCUUAUAUAGACACCGUUAAAUCGUGCGAGAAUCUUGAAACGCCGGACGCGGCGGAGCUAAUAGCGGCGAUGGCGGCUGGAUGGAACGCGAAGCUGAUCGUGGAAACUUGGUCAGAAGGAGACGCAAUAUCCUCAAGUAUUGGUUUAAACGUAGCAAGCCAACACGCAAACGCUAAACACAUAUGUAUAGUACAAAACUCGAGAUCAGAAUCUGCUUAUCUCCAAGCUAUUCAAGAAUCUUCAUCUCCUUUGAACUUACCAGAGACAAUCAUCGCUGAAGAACCCGAAAAAGCGAUGAAGAAGCUACAAGGAAUCGAUUUCUUGGUCGUGGAUUGGCGGAACAAAGAAUUUGCAGCUGCUACGUUGAAGAACGCUGCGUUUGGAAGCAGAGGAGCGGUUGUGGUUUGUAGAAACGGGUAUUCGAGUUUGAGAAGGGUUUUAAGAGAUCGGAAAGUUGUUAGAACGGUGACUCUUCCGGUCACCGGAGGUAUUGAGAUUGCUCAUGUUGCGGCUAGGAACUCAGGGAAGAGUGAGAAGAGUAAUAAGAGAAGAUGGAUCACACAUGUAGAUCAAAGAUCAGGAGAAGAACAUGUGUUUAGUAUCUAGAAAGUAAGAGACAAAUACAUUUUGUCAUAAGCGUUUGUUUAUUGGAUCUUGUAUUUGUUGUGUUUGUACAUAAGAUUCCAUAGAUGCAAUUGUUAUUGAAAAAACAUGCUUGUCUUAUAAAUGUGAUCGUUGAGUUAUAUAGAAAGCUUAACAUAUAUUUACAGAUUAA
Molecule: messenger RNA, 1147 nt
Organism: Arabidopsis lyrata subsp. lyrata
Lineage: Eukaryota; Viridiplantae; Streptophyta; Magnoliopsida; Brassicales; Brassicaceae
Exons: 2
Coding region: 337-978 (213 amino acids)
Source: RefSeq, a predicted model, not a curated record